GUACUGGCGGGCAGUCUGUCGUGAGUAGGUGGGGUCAUCAAUCACCACUCCUUAUCUUCACUUAGCGAAACAAACAGAGGUUAAGCGGCGACAACUGCGAAGCUGUGGGAAGCUUAUCUGAAGUUUUUUGAACUGACAAGUUUCAGUACGACUUUCCGAACAUGGCUGGCGGUGUUUCAAGGGAAAUACAACAUCUGAGAACGGACCGGAUCACAGAAGUACAACAGUACAAGAUGGCAGGACUGUGUUUUGUGAUCCAGAAAGCCUCCUCAACACUGAUCUCUAUCACUGAGCUGACCUUCAUCUUUCUGCUGUGGUUUGUUCCUGAACUUUCUCUUUGUUCCCCAGUAACAGCAGGUGUGAAUGGAAAUGUGCAGAUAUUCUACUGCGAAGGAUGUGCUCCAAAUGUGACCAAAGUCUUUUGCAAUGAUGAGAACCUGCUUGAUCACAGCCACAUCAUCCCCAAGUGCUCUGGCCCUCCACAACCCAACAGUGUCUGCCAGCGUAAUGGUUCGGUAUUUGCUUCCACCAACACCAGUGGUGUCUGUGAGUUUGAAGGAGAAAAUCACAUUGAGACAAAAAAAUGUCCAGGCCCCUACAACAUCUGUUGUUUUAAUGGUUCCACAUCAUCAUCACCAGUCAGCCCGCAUGGUCUGAAGGCAACAGAACAUAUUGUGAUUGGAGUAGUUGGUAAGUUCUCAUUACAAUUAGUUGUUCAUGCACCAUAUUUGUCCUGCAUGUGGGAAAGCACCUGAUGACUUCAGAAGAUCGUAAAUCUACCUGUCACUGCUUUAAACGCAUGCUUUCCACUAAAUAUAGCUUGAUGAAAUAAUUAUGGCUUCUUACACCUCUCCUUAGUAAACUAACUCACUUUUAUUACGCCAUACUAUCUCUUCCUGCUUUGCUGAUGACCAAAAUAUUCUUUCAACUGUUAAUAGUCAGUCAGGUGAGAUCUAUAUAUAUUAUAGUAUUUCAGUAAUUUGUAUUGAUGCACUUCUAUAAAAUACUCUCUCUUGUUUUCACAGUUUUAGUACUAGGAUUAGUACUGUUUGCAUGUUUUUGGAAAAACAGACAGACCAGACAGCCGAAUCCGGAACAACAAAGGUGACUGAAAAAUAUAAUUAUUCAUCUUUGAAUGUGUUUAUGUAUUGCAACAUCAUUAAUAUUAAUACGAACAUGUUUCAGUGACCCUGGUCAGACUGAAGCCCUUCAAAGAUCUGGAGAUGAGAGGUCAGUGAUCAUUAAAUAUAUAUGCAUAAUGUACAGAUGUUAAUGAACUCAUUUUAAAACUUCUUUUCAUAUCUUUAGAGCACCUCUAGCUGAUCCUGGAUUGGAUAAUGACACCUCUCCUUCUCAGUGUGACAGCAGAGUCUAAACCUGAGAAGUUAUUAGGGAAACGAUUCUCCCUGAAACAUAUCCUGCUUCUUCCCCCAAAAAGUCUGUCGUCCGCUUUGUAAUGACCAAAUUGGAAAUCAUCCUGCCAGUGAACUCAGUCAGUGUUUCAUGAAACUGUGCAACGUACAGUAGAACUAUAACGUGUGGAGGAGAAAUGCUUUUUAAAACUUACUUUGGGGCAAAGUCACUGAAGUUUUUAAAUGAUUUUUAUAAUAUUUGACAGUUGAUUCUGUACGCACAGAUUUUAUGUACGAGUGACCACUCACACUGCAGUUUUGGCUGUUGUAAUAUUUUAAAUUAUGGGACAGUGUCAGACUGAAAUGAACUUUUUCAAUGUCAUGUUAAAAAUAUGAAGUUUAAGGUUUAAAAACUGAUAUAAAGUUGUCAUGUUUGAAAGAAGCAGCUGCACUGACCCGUAAAAUGAAUAUAUUAAUGCACGGUCAACAAUUUUCUGUCAGCAUUCCUCUAUUUAAUCAUAUAUACAUAUUCUACACCAGUUGUUUUUACUGAAAUCAAUCUCUAUAUUCCACGUUGCUCUCCGUUAUAACAACCUGUUCCACUUGACUGAAGUAGACGGCACACGAUCGCUUACUUUGUUUGGAAGAAGAGUCACAUGAUGCAUCAAACUUCCCAUUUUAUCUGAUUGGACUCUGAGGCUAAAGCAGGAAGUCUGAGUUCACAAAGCCUGUCUAUGUCAAACUUACUUCGUGGUACAUCUCUGUGGUGCUAUUAGCCAAAGUUACUACUCUGUGGGUGUUACCAAGAUGGCUGCUGAGUGGAGAGAUUUGCCUACUAAGACUUUACUUAAACUUAGGCAGCUGAAUUUUUCUGUGUCUUUCUA
This is a messenger RNA of Acanthochromis polyacanthus (spiny chromis), 2236 nucleotides long. RefSeq lists its product as uncharacterized. The record is from RefSeq and is a predicted model, not a curated record. NCBI's taxonomy places the organism in Eukaryota, Metazoa, Chordata, Actinopteri, Pomacentridae. Bases 162 to 755 code for a protein of 197 amino acids. The transcript is spliced from 6 exons.